CAAAAACGGAAGAAAUCUCCGUAAGGUUUGAGUAUUUUCCUCGAGUUUCUUUGCGGGGUUUCUGGGGCGUGACUUUGUCGCUCGACUUAUUUAAGAGUUGUUUUCUUUCAAAAAUAUCAUCUUUCAUCCCCUUUUCAUUUGAAAAUCGUUAGAAUACAAAAUGGCCUCUACUCUUACUUUGAACCGCACUGGCGACAAGAUGCCCUUUGUCGGAUUUGGCUGCUGGAAGGUUGCCAACGAGGAUGCUGAGAACACCAUCUACACUGCUAUCAAGAACGGCUACCGUUUGAUUGAUGGUGCUGCUGACUAUGGCAAUGAAGUCGAGGUUGGCCGUGGUAUCAACAAGGCUAUCAACGAGGGUAUUGUCAAGCGUGAAGAACUUUUCGUCACCACCAAGUUGUGGAACACCUACCACAAGAAGGAACAUGUCCGUGAAGCCUUCAACAAGCAACUCAAGGACCUCAACCUUGAGUAUGUUGAUCUUUACUUGGUUCACUUCCCCGUUCCCUUGAAGCACGUUGCCAUCGAGACCGCUUACCCCCCUGGCUGGUUCCAGCCUGGUGAGGAAAAGGUCACUCUUGACCGUGCUCCCAUGCACGAGUGCUGGGCUGAGGUUGAGAAGUUGGUUGAGGAUGGUCUUGCCCGCAACAUCGGUGUCUCCAACUUCAACGUUCAGCUUCUUAUGGACCUCUUGACUUAUGCUAAGAUCAAGCCUGCUGCUCUUCAAGUCGAACUUCACCCUUACCUUCAGCAAAGCACCUUCGUUAAGUGGGUCCAGGAACAAGGUAUCCAAAUCACUGCUUACAGUUCAUUCGGUCCUGCCUCCUUCGUCUCUCUCGGUGUUGACCAUGCUAUCACCGCUGCUCCUCUCCUUGAGCACGAUGUCAUUUCCAACAUUGCUAAGGCUCACAACAAGUCCAAUGCCCAAGUUUUGCUGCGCUGGUCCGUAGAGAAGGGUAUCGCUGUCAUCCCCAAGUCCUCCAGCGAGGCUCGUAUGGUCUCCAACCACGAUGUCCUUUCAUGGUCCUUGACCGAGGCUGAUAUGGCUCAGAUCGCCAAGCUUGACCUUAACAUGCGCUUCAACGAUCCUGUCACCUAUGGCUUCAACCUUCCCAUCUUCAACUAAACCAAUACAAAAAGCACCUUCAUUGUUAUAUAGCGGAUAAAGGUUUAUUUCCUUCCUUACACCACAAAAUCAAUAAGCAGUAUCUAUAACACAAAUAAAUAUAACCGCUUAUUCAACUGUAGCCAACGUGUUCAUA
This is a messenger RNA of Umbelopsis ramanniana AG, 1262 nucleotides long. RefSeq lists its product as uncharacterized. Lineage: Eukaryota; Fungi; Mucoromycota; Umbelopsidomycetes; Umbelopsidales; Umbelopsidaceae. Bases 161 to 1126 code for a protein of 321 amino acids. The transcript is spliced from 4 exons. Gene Ontology annotation, molecular function: aldose reductase (NADPH) activity. Gene Ontology annotation, cellular component: cytosol. The record is from RefSeq and is a predicted model, not a curated record.